AUGUGUCGAAGAUUGAAUGCCGGGAUCUCAAUUGGAUCUUCUCCUCCUAUUUUGUUGCUGUUACCGUUGACGUUGUUGCUGCUGCUGUUGUUCUUGCCCUGCGCAGUACCACCGGCAGUCCAGGACGGCGAUGUGGAGAAGGCUGCGCGCUGGAGCGGCCGGCCCCGAAGACCUGCGGGGAGGACGAGAGUCCUUGUUGCGAUACGUACUGUAGACGCUGACAUGACUUUGGGCUUUGUUGUUACCGUAUUCCUGAUCCCAAAAAAAUUGAGAAUCAAAUCUUGUUUACUCUUUGGAGGCUACGUAUGUAUGUAUGAUGGCGUAUCUGAUAAUACCAAUGCUAUCUUCAUCUAUCGCGUUGCGCUCGAAGAUUUUAUAUUCUCAGUCCGCCGUUAUUUACGACCCGAGCGUCUGCCAUAUUUACGAAGGAUGCGCUGGAGUCAUCGUAAAACGACAUGCCUAAGCGUGAAGGUGGCACACCCCAGCCGACUGCACCCGGGAAAAGUGGAGACGUGCCCGUCAGCUCGGAGGAAUAUUGUCCUGUCUUAUGUCGCGGGGACUUUGGUUUUCCCUAUUGGGCUUGUAUUGAGCCUAUCACUUUUGCCCAGUACCUGA
This is a messenger RNA of Colletotrichum costaricense, 615 nucleotides long. RefSeq lists its product as uncharacterized. The record is from RefSeq and is a predicted model, not a curated record. The coding region runs from base 1 to 615 and encodes 204 amino acids. Lineage: Eukaryota; Fungi; Ascomycota; Sordariomycetes; Glomerellales; Glomerellaceae. The transcript has a single exon.